AUGCCUUCGUUUUGCCUGAUCGUUGGAUGUUCCAACGAUAAAAAGAGACGUCCAGACCUUAGUUUUUGUAGGGUGCCUAAAGUUAUUACUAGUCAAGGCGAACAGACGGUAAUUGUGUCGAAUGAACGGCGAACUAGAUGGUUAGCGGCCAUAAGUCGUGAUGACUUGACAGAAAGCAAGCUUGAGAACGACCGUGUUUGUGGAAUUCAUUUUCAUUCUGGAAAAGCAGCUUCCCUCUGGGAUAAAUUCAAUCUAGACUGGGUGCCUAGCUUGCAUUUGGGCCACAGCAAGUUAAAGAGUUCAGACAAACAGGACAAACAACAAGAAAGAGCGCAGAGAAUAAGAGAAAGACGUAAACGCGAGAGGGAGCGUGAAGAACAGGAUCAGUCUGUAAAAGAAAAAAAGGCAAGGGAAGAUGGAUCAGAAGCCCAUGGCGAUAGAAUCAGGGAUAUUUCUUUCGCGGUUCAAGAUGAAGAAGAUUUGGCAGAGGGUCCAGAGGACUAGGAAGAGGGGAACAACAUGGCCACACAAACUGAGCCAAGCGAACUCACGCAAUCACGGUCAACGCAAACCGAGCAGUGUGAUUACAUGUUUCGAACGCCUAAACCUUGGAUGCCAGAAAAAUCCACCGUAUUUGAACAGGAGUUUUUUGCGGGAGAUGAUGGUAAAGUUCGCUUUUACACUGGGUUACCCUCGAGGGAAGUUUUAAUGAAAACAUUCUCCUUUGUAUCUCCACAUGUCAACAGACGCUCCCUGUCAUUGAGUAAAUUUCAGGAGUUUGUUCUGGUGUUGAUAAAACUACGGCUGACCGUCCCACACUAA
This is a messenger RNA of Porites evermanni, 822 nucleotides long. NCBI's taxonomy places the organism in Eukaryota, Metazoa, Cnidaria, Anthozoa, Scleractinia, Poritidae. The record is from the annotation of a GenBank genome assembly.